AAAUCUUUAGCACCGGCGGUUUCCUCCUCCUCAGGCAUAAGCUAACGACGAUGAUGAUGGCCACUCACUCUCUCAAUCUGCUUCCCAGAUCGUGUCCUCCACAGUUGAGUUUCUCCUCUUCUUUCAGAAGUUCAAAUCUCAGAUUUGAUUCCAGAUCCAUAACCCAUCGCCAUCGGAGGCAAAAUCUCAGCAUCCGAUCCGUGUUUACGGGAAUCGUUGAAGAAAUGGGCCAUGUCAAGGACCUGGGAAUGGCCGAACACGGCGGAUUCGACCUUCAAAUCGGCGCCAGAGUAGUCCUGGAGGACGUGAAGCUCGGUGACAGCAUCGCCGUGAACGGGACUUGCCUAACGGUGACGGCGUUUGACGCGGAGGAGUUCACCGUGGGGUUAUCACCGGAGACGCUGAGGAAAACGUCGCUGGAGGAGCUGGAGAAAGGAUCGCCGGUGAAUCUGGAGCGUGCGCUGCAGCCGGUGAGCCGUAUGGGAGGGCACGUGGUGCAGGGACACGUGGACGGUACGGGAGUGAUAGUAUCGAUGGAGGUCGAGGGAGACUCGCUGUGGGUGAAGGUGAAAGCGGAAAAGGGUCUGCUGAAAUACAUUGUGCCCAAGGGAUUUGUGGCGGUGGAUGGCACGAGCUUGACGGUGGUGGAUGUGUUUGACGACGAGAGCUGCUUCAAUUUCAUGCUCGUUGCUUAUACGCAGCAACACGUGGUGAUUCCCACCAAGAGAGUUGGGCAGAAAGUGAACCUGGAGGUUGAUAUCAUGGGGAAAUACGUUGAGAGGCUUCUCACCACUGGCGGCUUCUCCAUCAACACGGCACAGGAAAGUAAGGGAUGAUGCUUAUUAUGGUGAGCGAAGCUUAUUUGGGGACCUGUUGGCCGUGAUUUCUGUGUAUGUAAGAUGGAUCUUGACCUCUGUUUCUUUAUAAUGAUGGUACUGAAUAAUUACGUAGCUACACAAAACUUAGGUGUUGUCAGAAAGAAGUAGAUAAACCUCAUCGAGUAAUGAUGAUCGAUUCAUUUGUGUAAUAAACCCAAUAAUCGAUUGGAGAAUAAGCUUAUGGCAUUACCUUCUUUAUUCCUUAACAUAGGUUAUAAUCUUGCUUCUUGAGUUUGUUGAUGAUAAAAAUGGAAUAACAAGAGAAGAUUGAAUCUUCUGUUUUAAAAAGAGUUGAGUACACAACACCAAAAGAGACAUAUAUAACCUGUUUCUUUAACCCAUGGAGCACGUUAUGAGGUGUGUCUGGUAGC
Molecule: messenger RNA, 1249 nt
Organism: Eutrema salsugineum
Lineage: Eukaryota; Viridiplantae; Streptophyta; Magnoliopsida; Brassicales; Brassicaceae
Product: riboflavin synthase
Exons: 2
Coding region: 51-836 (261 amino acids)
Biological process (GO): riboflavin biosynthetic process
Molecular function (GO): riboflavin synthase activity
Source: RefSeq, a predicted model, not a curated record